UCACAUUAUUGACGCCACUCGGAUUAGGCGCACAGUUCCAUAGCAACUUUUGGAAUAACCAUCAACUAAUACUAUUAUCUAACUGAUCUAAAUGGUGGCCAUACGCUUGGCUUUUUUAUUAUUGCUAGCGAUCUCUGCAGAUCGCUUGGCAGCCGUCAACGCCGCAGAUCCUUUUAGUUUAUCCAUUAUACACAUUAAUGACUUUCAUGCCAGAUUUGAACCCACGGAUAUGAGCGGUGGAACCUGUCCCGAUGAUCAGGAGUGUAUUGGUGGCUACGCACGUACUGUGCACAUGGUGCGACGCCUUCUAGCCGAGCAGAUCAAUCCGGUUUAUAUCAACGCUGGAGACAGCUUUCAAGGCACACUCUGGUACAAUCUGGGUCGCUGGAAUGUAACGCAGGAGUUUUUGAAUCUACUGCCAGCGGAUGCUAUGACGCUAGGCAAUCAUGAGUUUGAUCAUGGUGUAGAAGGUGUGGUGCCGUUUUUGAAAACUGUUAAUACUGCCAUGCUGGUUGCUAAUAUGGACUGCGCUCAUGAGCCCACCAUGAAGGGUUUGUAUGAGAAAUCUAAGAUUAUUGAGCGUGGUGGUCGCAAAAUUGGACUUAUUGGCGUAAUCUUGCAAACAACUAAUGAACUCGCCAACACAGGCAAACUGAUCUUCCGCAAUGAAAGCGAGAGCAUUCGUGAGGAGGCCGCUGUGCUGAAAGCGAAAGGUGCCAACAUUAUCAUUGUGAUCUCCCAUUGCGGAUAUGAUGUAGACAAGCUGAUUGCUCAAAAUGCUGGCGAUGCCAUCGAUGUCAUUGUGGGUGCCCAUUCGCAUACAUUUCUCUAUACGGGCACUAACCUUCCCGGACCAGAUAAACCACGUGGCGAGUAUCCUACACAGAUAACGCACAGCAGCGGACAUCGUGUGCUCAUAGUACAAGCGUCUGCUUAUGCCAAGUAUGUGGGCAAUCUAACGGUCUACUUCGAUGAGCAAGGUGAUGUUGUUGACUUUGCAGGCGCACCUAUCUACAUGGAUCACGAUGUGCCCGAAGAUGAGGUCGUGUUGAAGGCACUGGGACCCUGGAAGGAGAUAAUCGAUGCAAAGGGCAAGGUGGUUGUGGGCAGCACUAAGGUGGAUCUUACCAAAGACGAUUGCUCCUAUAGAGAAUGCAAUCUAGGUAACUUCUACUGCGAUGCCAUGGUGCAUACGUUCAUUGGCCUGACACCAUUCGAUCAGCCUGCUUGGACCAAUGUGUCCAUUGGCUUGAUUCAUAUAGGCACACUACGCGUGCCGCUGCCACGUGGCAAUCUCACCUAUGCGCAUAUAGUGUCAAUGUCGCCAUUUGAGAACAAUUUAAAUGCCUACAAUUUACCCGGCAGCAAGCUGCUCGAAGCCUUGGAGUACUCUGUGGCCAAAAUCGAUUUGCCUAAUGGUGUUACUAGCUCGCAUCUUAUGGCACAAUAUUCCGGACUCAAAGUGACCUAUGACUACAGCAAACCUGUCAAUUCUCGCGUUGUCUCCGCCCAAGUGCGCUGUGCCGAUUGCGAAGUGCCCCUAUAUGAGCCACUGGAUGUUAAAAAAAUCUAUCGCAUUGUCUCGCCAAACUUUCUGCAGAAUGGUGGUGAUGGAUACAGCAUGCUUGCUGAAGGCACUGAUGUGAUAACUAGCAGCACGGAUUUGGAAGCGUUGCUCUCAUACACCGACAACGCUCAACCCAUUUAUACGGGCCGUGAGGGGCGCAUUACAGUACUCAACUGUGCAAAGUGUUAAAAGUUUUCCUUUUAAAUGUUUCAUAUGUUCCUAGUACUAGAACUUCCUACACCUUUUUUUUUUAAAUA
Drosophila busckii is the source of this 1824-nucleotide messenger RNA. Its product is annotated as apyrase. The coding region runs from base 92 to 1756 and encodes 554 amino acids. Gene Ontology annotation, molecular function: 5'-nucleotidase activity; metal ion binding; nucleotide binding. Gene Ontology annotation, biological process: AMP catabolic process. Gene Ontology annotation, cellular component: plasma membrane. The transcript is spliced from 8 exons. NCBI's taxonomy places the organism in Eukaryota, Metazoa, Arthropoda, Insecta, Diptera, Drosophilidae. The record is from RefSeq and is a predicted model, not a curated record.